Messenger RNA from Talaromyces proteolyticus, 1397 nucleotides. Its product is annotated as C6 transcription factor. Gene Ontology annotation, molecular function: zinc ion binding; DNA-binding transcription activator activity, RNA polymerase II-specific. The coding region runs from base 98 to 1390 and encodes 430 amino acids. NCBI's taxonomy places the organism in Eukaryota, Fungi, Ascomycota, Eurotiomycetes, Eurotiales, Trichocomaceae. Gene Ontology annotation, biological process: regulation of transcription by RNA polymerase II. The record is from RefSeq and is a predicted model, not a curated record. The transcript has 3 exons.
CUCCAUUGAUAUCCUAAACUACGAUAAACACAUUUUAUUUAAAACUGCAAGCAGUGAUUGCGACAAAAAAAAAAAAGCGACCCCCAACCACAUUAAGAUGAGAACAUUAAGGCCACAUAACAAAUCCCGCCAAGGCUGUCUAAACUGCAAGGCCCGCAGAGUCAAGUGUCAAGAGACACGCCCUAGCCCAUGCUACAACUGUAGUAGUCGGCAACUGGAGUGCAUAUACCCAUCCAAGGACCAGCUAGUGCGUCGACGCCAUGCGACACAUGGAAUCUCGUAUAGACGAGGAGAGGAAAGGGAACAUGAUUUCCUCGUCAGCACCCCAAUAAAUGGACAUUACUUACCCUCAUCACAAAUGGAAUUGGGCUCACCUUCAUAUAUGUUGCCGGAGGCUUUCACUGGACAUGACCUAAGGUUCUUACAUCACUUCUUGAUCACCGCAUAUCCUCAUCUUCCUUUUGGCAGUGAAGACUUGUGGAAAACAUCUCUGCCGGCGUAUGCACAUGAAUGUCCGCACUUAAUGCACGCAAUUCUCUCUCUGGGAGCUUCUCAUUUGUCCUUAAUUUCGCCGAGAGCGGACGAAUAUACCCCUCUAGCUCUUGCUCACAGAGGUAAAGCGCUUAAAUAUCUUGGUGACAUGCUUGCAGCAGUGGACCAAUACACGAAAACUGAUCUAGACUUGAUCCUGGCCACAACCUAUGCGCUUACAUUCCAGGCAAAUUACAUGACUGAUGGAUUAGUUGAUUUUGCUGUCAUGGUUCGAGGCUGUACGACUGUCACACGGCGAAUUCGAAGUCAGGACCAGGAAAGCGAUAUGUUCCGUCUGCUUAUGUCGGAAGCUAUAUACGCUCGAGUCUGCUCUCAGCUCCCCUUAACGCCAUGCUGGGAUGCUGACAUGCUUGAAAUGUCUAUUGAGGCAAUAGAGGGUAUACAGCCUCUACUAGAGACAAAUGGUCACCGAAUCAACUACCACGCUAUCUUAAAUACAUACCGUUGUAUGCGGAUCUCUGGGCAGCAAGGCUUCAUCGCCUUGAGUGAAGUGUACAACGGAUGGGGAAGUAUGGACUAUCAGGAGUUCAUGAAUUUCCUGGAUUCUGGAAACCAUGUCUCUAGACUGUUGUUGCUCCAUUAUGUCACUGUGACAAUUAUGAUGAAGCCAGUUUUUAGUAUUUUCAGGCCGUCUAUGCGAGAAAGUCCUAAGGACACACUCGCUAACCAUCAGUGGGGAAUUGGUAUCUAUAGAAGCCUUCCUGCCAAAUUUCGCGGCUUGGUUGAGUUGCAGUAUCGGUUUAUUGUUACGGAUAAGGCGUGGAUUGAGGAGGGAGGUACGAUAUCUGCAAGCGUGAAUGCAGCCGACGUUUUUGCAACUAUAACACAAGAAAUUUGAAACGAAG